CGGUCUAUGUAGUACUCGGGAUUUUUUUCACAGUUGUUUCAAGUACUUCAUAGUUAGCCCACGUUUAAAUUUUGAUAUCACGCCAAUGUACAACGAUAAAAAAAUGUUUGGCUGCGGUCGAUAUAGUACGGGAACCCAUCCAAAAUUGUUUCAAUUCGAGGAAUGAAAAUUUUCAUGAAGCUGGUUGUGAUGAAAGAAAAAAACUAUGGUCGUCUACUCAUUGGAUUUUUUAUUGCUACUGGAAAUAAAAAGGAAAACUCCGAAGAAUAAGUGAUAGGUGUGAUAGAAAAUUGAUACUUAAAAUAGGAAUAGAACGUGGACAAUGGAAAAUCAAAGUUUGAUCGAUGUUGGCAUUUAAUCGCGUAAAAAAGUGCACCCUCAAACAAUAAACCAGAACAGUGAAAAAUAUCUACAGGAACCAACGUAAACCGAAAAAAACAAUCAUCAUGAGAUGCACAGGUUGUAUUAUUGUACUGGUUGGCUUGCUUAGCUGGACUUAUGUUGAAGGAACACCGUUAAAGGUACGAACAUGUCUUCAAUACGGGACAACGUCUACAACCAACACUAACAAUCAGCAGAAUCCAGAUAAUUCAGAUGAUUAUGACAGCUAUGACGAUCCCGCAGAUUCCACAGAUGAUGGACUUGUCGACAAAAAUACCUCUACUGUGGUAUCGUGUUCACGUUAUGCAACCUUUUGCUACGCCUUAUGGACAAUAGACGCAGUGAAGAACACAACCAAGGUUGUCGUUCAAGGCUGCUGGGAAGUCUCGGACAAAAAGGAAACGUGCAUCAACAAUGAGUGCAUCAGUUACAAGGAAACCAAAAGCGGCCACUUUUUCUGCUGCUGUUCAGGAGACAAUUGCAACGGGAACUUCAGCUAUGCUACGAACCCUAUGCUGACCGAUAGCGCCAAUUUGGCAACAGAUGGCGAUUACACACCGUUUGCACCGUACACUUCAAUCUGGAGUUCGCCAACGGUUUACAUAUGCUUUGCCAUGGUUGGGAUCAUUUUGAUGUUGAUCAUUGGCUUUCUGACGUGUCGGACUACGACAAAGGCUGUUUCGGAACUUGCGCCGUUGGCUCCAUCCGGACCGGGCUACAGCUCCAAUUUGUACAAUGUGGAUAAUUUGAAGCUUGUGUCUAUGAUUGGACAGGGAAAAUAUGGAACUGUAUGGAAAGGUAUCGUAAAUGAGCAGCACGUAGCAGUGAAGAUCUUUACUGCUCAGCAAAGGCAGUACUUCCUAAAUGAAAAGGAUAUCUACAGCAUACCUUUGAUGGAAUCACCAGCCUUGUUAAGCUAUUUUGGUUGUGACGAGCGUAGAACAAUGGACGACCGGAUUGAAUACCUGUUGGUGCUGUCAUUGGCCCCCUUGGGAUGUUUGCAAGACUGGUUAACCGAUAAUAGGAUGCCUUUUGGAGUAUUUUGUCGAAUGGGGAAGUCGGUCGCUAACGGACUUGCACAUCUACACACUGAAAUUCGCAAAGGAGAUAUAAUCAAACCAUGUGUAUGUCACCGUGAUCUCAACUCCAGGAACAUAUUAGUGAAGGCUGAUUUGUCAUGCUGCAUCUGCGAUUUGGGUUUUGCUCUGAAGACCUUUGGACCUCGUUAUGAAUGUCGCGGAGAGAUUGCUCUUGCUGAAACAAAAAGUAUCAACGAAGUUGGUACAUUACGGUACAUGGCACCAGAAGUGCUAGAAGGCGCGGUCAAUCUGAGAGAUUGUGAGUCUGCUCUGAAGCAAAUAGAUGUCUAUUCACUGGGAUUAGUGUUAUGGGAAUUGGCAACGAGAUGUGAAGAUUUUUACUCAGAUGAAACUGCUGUUCCAGAAUAUAAAGCUCCUUAUGAAGAGGAGAUCGGUACGAAUCCUAGCUUCGAACAAAUGCAGGUUCUGGUGUCCAGAAAUAAGACCAGACCAAGAUUCCCGAUAAACUAUGAGAAAAGCGUUGCCGCUAAAGUAAUAAAAGACACUUGCGAAGACUGCUGGGAUCAUGAUGCGGAAGCUCGUCUAACUGCACUAUGUGUUCAGGAACGAAUUCAGGAAAUCACCACAAUGAAUCCAAAAGCUCAGCUGCACAAAGGGCAAACUCCUCCACUUAGCACAAACAACUUGAUCAUCACAACACCUUCCGCACACAGUAAGAUCAGCCCAACAGCAGUAUCUUUUAUGACUCCUCCUAAUCAACAAAUCAUUCCACACACAAACCAUUAUAGUGAUACCAGUAACGGUUUAACAAAUUACCCUAAAACAAUGAAUGCAUCCGUGGAUGCUCGGCAAAAAAUUAUAACAAAUGGCCUACAAAGACUCAGCAUCAACGGUGCCUACAUACCAGAUGUUGAAGAUAAAUUCAAAUCUCUGACCAAUGAUCAUCCACCGGACGUAACGUUCAGCAAUCCUCGUGGCCUACCGAAACUAGACAACAGCGAAACUCAACGCAAAAUACGAGGUUUGAACAGCGUGAAAGCUAUGCUUCAAAAAACAUUUCACAAACCCCAGUCCAUGGCGCAGCAAGACUGCGACGAUAAAUCAAAUCUAGUCAUUAACUCCCUCACCUAUGCAGUAAACGUAAAAAAUUUCCCAUCCGAACUAGUCAAUACAAACUCAAAAAGUCACCAUAUUGAUAUGAUAAACUCAGCAGAUAAUGAUAUUGAAAAGCGUAUUAUCGAACGCCCUACCAAUCUUGAUCUUUCCUCUGGUAGCGGUCGUUAUGAGCAUAACCUUAUACGUUCCGCUAACGAGAGCUUCAAAUCCAAGAACUUUGCUGAUGACUUCACAAGCCAGUCGUUCACAAUGAUCCAAUCGAACUCUCCCAACCCCAAACUGCGCAUUGUGGUCUCCAAGUCGGCAAAUGCAGUGAAGAAUCUCAAUUCCAGCAGAACCAGCUUGAGUGAUCGCGGUCCAGAUGAUAGUAAGUUCAUGAAACGUCAGCGAUCAUUGGAAGUAUUUCACGAAGUUUUUGGACCGAAAGGCAGCAUCGAAAGAUUGCGCAAUCCGAGUCAAAGGGUGAAAACUCCAGGAGAUGUUCCCCCAUCGGUAAGGAAAGUUCGAGCAUCCAAAACGCUCUCACUGUAUGACGAUCGCAUGAUGGACACAAGUAAACUAGCCAACUCCGUAUAGCACGAGGAGGUGCUUCUGCUUGAACUGUGAAAAUGGUGGGCAGUGAGGACUUAAAAUCGCCUGGAAAAAUAUAGGGGCAAAUAACGUAAACAGGAGAAUCUCACAUGAGUCGAUAGUGAAUAAACAUUAUGUAGAUUUUGUUUGUCUUUUAUAUUCCUUGAAAACUUUGAACAAAAUAAAUUCUAAGAGUUAUAAACACGAUAUUUGUGUGGCUAGUCAUUAGGUUCGGAGUUAUUCCACUUAGGAAGUAAAAUACAAAAUCUCAACCUUCGUCACGUAGAGAAAAGACAAGAUCUCUGAGUUGAGCAUGGUAAUGUUGUAGAAUGAAGAAAAGGUGUAUGCAAUUUUACCCAAUGGAAAAGACUUACUCGUAGACAAGAAUUAGGAUAUCUUGAUAAAAACGCACUAUACUCUGACAGUGAGAACGUAUUGAACGAUAAUUAUUACUCGAAGAAAAUAAAACACUGAAGUAUUACACAGAAAA
This is a messenger RNA of Aedes aegypti (yellow fever mosquito), 3597 nucleotides long. RefSeq names its product bone morphogenetic protein receptor type-2 (gene wit). The record is from RefSeq and is a predicted model, not a curated record. Lineage: Eukaryota; Metazoa; Arthropoda; Insecta; Diptera; Culicidae. The transcript is spliced from 7 exons. Gene Ontology annotation, cellular component: plasma membrane; signaling receptor complex. Gene Ontology annotation, biological process: BMP signaling pathway; protein phosphorylation; cellular response to growth factor stimulus. Gene Ontology annotation, molecular function: transforming growth factor beta receptor activity; ATP binding. Bases 447 to 3113 code for a protein of 888 amino acids.